This is a messenger RNA of Jatropha curcas, 870 nucleotides long. RefSeq lists its product as uncharacterized. The record is from RefSeq and is a predicted model, not a curated record. Lineage: Eukaryota; Viridiplantae; Streptophyta; Magnoliopsida; Malpighiales; Euphorbiaceae.
AUGGCAUCAAUAGCAACCCAUUUCUCCACCGCCUUGAUCCUUGUUCCAGUUGGGCUACGCCGCCUCUUCUGCUCCUCCUCCCUCUUCCUCAAGAACCCAUCUUUAUUUAGAUCGAAAACGUGGUAUCUAUCUGAUACUAAAUGGAAGAAUGUUGAUUUAUACAUACUCACCAUAGCCCUUCCUAUUGCUUCUUUCUCUGAAAUCUUCCUUUUCUUGUCUUUUUCUGGUCACCCAACUUACCGUUUCUCAUUCUUGCAUCAAUCGCUGGUUCUUCUCCUUUACUGGGUGCUGACCUUUUUGUUUCUUUUGCGUAAUAGCAUUGACCCAUUAGCUCUUAAUGAUAAUUUCUUGUUUGCAUUUACGGGGAUCGUGUUCUUCAUAGAGUAUUCAGUCAUUGGCAAUGGAAUUUCUGGUCUUAUUGAUGGGGCUGUUUAUGGUCUGUGUCGUGAUUUGACCAUUAUUUGUGGUUGCUGUUGCUUAUAUUUGGCUAUUAGGCCUAAUGCCUUUUUUGUGGAGUUUUGUUUUUGCUGUGCGUUGCUUUUGAGGGGGACUUGGUUUUUGCAAGCUGGAUUGUCUUUAUAUAACGACUUCUUUGUUUUCAAGGGGUGUCAUAAGAUAAUGGUUUCUCCAGAAAAUGAAAAUGCUGAUAUGAAGUGUGAUCUUGAAGAGGAUGGACUGAGGGGUGUUGCAUUGGCUAAUUUGUUGUUUAUUGGCCAUGUAAUUGCGGUCUUGCUUGUGAGCUUUGGGGUAUUUGGUUUGUUGACAACUAAUAGAAUUUCAAGGCAUGGUGAGGCAAGUGGUGCAUUGCUGGCAGGGCUUGAAUCUGACAGUCAUUCAAUACGCCAACUUCCUGAAUUUGAGCUGGAAUGA